This is a messenger RNA of Suncus etruscus (white-toothed pygmy shrew), 2645 nucleotides long. It is a transcript of the gene SPTY2D1, whose product is annotated as SPT2 chromatin protein domain containing 1. Gene Ontology annotation, cellular component: nucleolus. The transcript has 6 exons. Gene Ontology annotation, molecular function: DNA binding; histone binding. NCBI's taxonomy places the organism in Eukaryota, Metazoa, Chordata, Mammalia, Eulipotyphla, Soricidae. Bases 148 to 2169 code for a protein of 673 amino acids. The record is from RefSeq and is a predicted model, not a curated record. Gene Ontology annotation, biological process: nucleosome assembly; regulation of DNA-templated transcription.
GUGGUCGUGCUGGGAAGGAGGAGACGAGCGCGUCGGUGAAAUUGAUCAGUUGGUGGUAGCUGGCGCCGAGGCCGGGCGCGCCUGCGCUCCGGAGCGAGAGUCUGUGACCCCCUCCCCGCCACCCCGGGUCUCUCCGCCUCGGCCAAGAUGGAUUUCAGGGAAAUUCUCAUGAUAGCUUCCAAGGGGCAAGGGGUCAACAACGUCCCGAAAAGGUACAGUUUGGCAGUGGGCCCUCCCAAAAAAGAUCCCAAAGUUAAGGGUGUUCAAUCAGCAGCUGUACAAGCUUUUCUCAGACGAAAAGAAGAGGAGCUCAGAAGAAAAGCCUUAGAGGAGAAAAAGAAGAAAGAAGAACUAGUGAAAAAACGAAUCGAGCUAAAACAUGACAAGAAGGCAAGAGCUAUGGCUAAGAGGACAAAAGAUAAUUUUCAUGGUUACAAUGGGGUUCCUGUUGAAGAAAAGUCAAAGAAGAGACAGGCAAUGGAAAACCAGGGAACAGAUCAAGAGUACGAAAUGGAAGAGGAUGAAUUCUACGAAUACAAUCAAGCAGAAUCAGAACAGGAAUAUGAAGAAGAAGACGAAGAAGAGCAAGAACCUCCCAAAGUUGAAAGCAAACCAAAGGUCCCCCUUAAAAGUGCCCCGCCAGUCAUGAACUUCACGGACCUCCUCAGGCUGGCUGAGAAAAAGCAGUAUGAACCAGUGGAGAUCAAGGUAGUGAAGAAAGUAGAAGAGCGGCCUAUGACAGCUGAAGAACUUAGGGAGCGAGAAUUCCUUGAACGAAAGCAUAAGAAAAAGAAACCUGAGACAGAUGCAAGACUACCUCCAACCAAAAAGGCCCCCUCUCAGAAAGAGGGUGUGGUCACAAAGCUUAACAGAGGUUCUGGGGAUAAGUAUCCUUCCAAGGGUACUCCUCAUGUUGAGAAGAAAUUUCGUUCUAGCACAGUCAAUGAGAAACGUGCUGGUUUUUCAUCAUCCAAAUCUACUUCAGGAGAGAGGACCAAAAUGGGUUCUGGGAGUUGUUCCCAGCCUGUACUUCGUGAAGGCCAUGACAAAACUGUUUUCAAUGGGGUGGGAAAGCCUCAUUCUAGCACCUAUUCACCAAGUGUCCCAAAGAUGUCUGCUAAAGGGACUCAGAAACCUGCUACUGAGCACAAAGCCAAAAGAUCUCCACCCCAACCUAGCCAUUCCCGGCCUGCAUCCAUGGACACACCACACAAUAAGACUAAGAGUCCUGGUCUUAGACAGCCAGGCUGCAACUCCAGUUUGGUUCCUGGGCAAUCCAGCUCAGGAGGAAAAGGUCGGCCCAUUGCUAAUUCUGGCUCUGUGCCCAGACGCCAGAAUGGCAGCUCUAGCUCAGGUACUGAGCGACCAGUCAUUGGGACCAAGAGGCCAACCAGUGACUUCAGUCCUUCUGGACGGACAAUUAGUGGUACUACAACUGGCCCUGGACGACCUGCAGGCAGCUCAAAUGGUCCUGGGCGGCCUAUCACUGGCUCAGGUGGCUCUGGGAAACCUGUGGGCAGUUCUAGAGGCCCUGGGCGGCCUUCUGGCAGUCCACAUGAGCUUCGACGACCAGUGAGUGGUGCAGCCCCCCCUGGGCGGUCAGUCAGUGGCUCAGUUCCAGCUGGACGGACUGUCAGCGUUUCAGGCCCUGGAAGACCAGUGAGCAGCUCAGGACCUGGGCGAAAACCUAGCAACUCAGGUCCUACUCUGAAACCCAAGUGCACUGUUGUUUCAGAAACCAUUUCUUCUAAGAAUAUAAUUAGCCGGUCCAUCAAUGGACAGAUGAAUGGAUUGAAGUCUUCACUAUCAGGCUAUAGAUCUGCCCAAGGUCCUCAAAGACUGCCCUUCCCCAGUGGUUACAAAAGACAUCGAGAUUAUGAUGAUGAAGAGGAUGAGGAAUAUGACUCUGAAAUGGAAGAUUUUAUUGAAGAUGAAGGAGAACCUCAAGAAGAUAUAUCCAAGCACAUUCGAGAAAUCUUUGGCUAUGACCGGAAAAAAUACAAAGACGAAAGUGAUUAUGCCUUACGUUAUAUGGAGAGUAGUUGGAAAGAACAACAGAAGGAAGAAGCAAAGAGUUUAAGACUGGGUAUGCAAGAGGACUUAGAGGAAAUGAGACGUGAAGAAGAAGAAAUGAAACGCCGGAAGGCCAAGAAGCUAAAGAAGCAUUAACUGCAGCUUUAUGAAAUUCUAAGGUUUAUUCUGUUGCAAAGAGUCUUGCCUUCAAACUGAAGAAGCCCCUUUAUCAUUUUAGGUUUAUUUCUUGGGUACUCACAAAGGAACACAGACUGUCAUUUGUAGGCUAUCAUUUUGGACAUAAGAGUAUUUCAAAUACUUUGCAAGGUGAAAUCUGUAAUGUAGAUGAUACAAUGCCCAGUGAAUGCUUUUCUGAAGUUCAGGUGUUCACAGGUGCCAGUCCUGACCCUAGCGAGCUGUGCACUCAGUGGGGGCCAGUCAUUAAUCAUUCAGUCUUCUGUUCCCUUGCUACUUAUUUUUAAAAGGGAGAGAAAAAAAUUUCCUGACUUUUAUAAUUCUGCUGAUAGUUUGAAAUUAAUUUUCUUACCAAACUGGUCCUUUCAUGAAUGUAGCCAGCAAUAAAGUGACCUUUCUUAAUGUGUGGACUGGGAAUGUGAAGAUGUAGUCACCUC